CUCACGCCUAAAAACGAUGGUAAAUUCUAUAACUACAAGUAACAAGGAGAAGAUUCAUUUGUUAUUAAUGUUUUGGUGUCUGAGAGCUUAUAAACCUUGAGGAAUGAGCAAUCUCACAUUGAAACAAGAGACAGAUGACAAGCCAGCAUCAAUGCUCGGCUCUGCAACGACACCCACGACACCUUCAGCUGUAGCCAUCAGUAAGGUGAAACCCAACUACACAUUGAAGUUCACUCUAGCUGGUCACACAAAGGCUGUAUCUGCAGUCAAGUUUAGUCCCGAUGGACAAUGGCUAGCCAGCUCAUCUGCUGAUAAAUUGAUUAAGAUAUGGGGUGCCUACGACGGCAAGUUUGAGAAGACGAUUUCUGGACACAAGCUUGGUAUAUCGGAUGUUGCUUGGUCAAGCGACAGCAAAUUUCUCUGCAGUGCAUCAGACGACAAAACACUGAAGAUCUGGGACCUGGCAACUGGUAAAUGCUUGAAGACCCUAAAAGGACACAGCAAUUAUGUGUUUUGCUGCAACUUCAAUCCACAAGGAAAUUUAAUAGUUUCUGGAUCAUUUGACGAGAGUGUGCGAAUCUGGGAUGUGAAGACAGGCAAAUGUUUGAAGACUUUACCAGCCCACUCUGACCCCGUUUCUGCUGUACAUUUCAACAGGGAUGGCUCACUAAUUGUAUCUAGCAGCUAUGAUGGGCUUUGUCGGAUCUGGGAUACCGCAUCGGGGCAGUGUUUAAAAACCCUGAUUGAUGAUGACAAUCCACCGGUUUCCUUUGUCAAGUUUUCUCCCAAUGGCAAGUACAUCCUAGCAGCGACACUGGAUAGCACACUAAAACUGUGGGACUACAGCAAGGGAAAGUGUUUGAAAACAUACAGUGGACACAAGAAUGAGAAGUAUUGUAUAUUCGCCAACUUCUCAGUGACAGGAGGAAAGUGGAUAGUUUCUGGAUCGGAGGACAAUAUGGUCUACAUUUGGAAUCUGCAAACAAAGGAGGUUGUACAAAAGCUCGAAGGGCAUACAGAUGUCGUUCUGUGCACAUCCUGCCAUCCAACAGAAAACAUCAUUGCCUCUGCUGCUCUGGAAAACGACAAGACAAUAAAGCUGUGGAGGAGCGAUACUUGACCUGUGUGAUUCCGAUUUUAUCCACUAGGUGGCGUGCUCCAUUGCAAGUGCUUAGGAAUAUUGGAAUCACCAUCAACCCGUGCGCUGGGAACCAUGCAGACCGAAUGUACCACAAUUAGCACGUUAUGUCUAUCACCUGAAUUGAAUUGACUUUAUGUGCUAAAAAAGCAUUGGUUUCUUUCUGAGUGAGUAAAUCGUGAAGCGUAUAGCCUCAUAGAGGAGGUACGUUUGUGUUCGGUGUUUAACAUUGGUGGCAUGAUUCAUGAGUGUAUUAAGCACAGGAUUUCGUGUCAAGCAUUGUAAAAAGUUAACUGCUAUUUUAUCACGAGUUUAGAACUUCUAUUACACGGUUAGUUUUAGGCUAGAAUGAGUAAUACACCUGCUAGAUAUAGAUUAUGCAAAGUACUUUUUUUAAAAACUUUUUCAAAGUUUUUUGAAGAAAUACUGUAAUAUCAUACACGAUGUACAAGAACGACGUGUAGUUCCGAGGCAAAAUCCCCUCCUUGUGUAUUGGUGCACAUGGGUGACUAUUUUAGAUGUUCAGAAUGUUAGGAAAUCGGCAUUUUCACUCUCACAGCGAGUAACUUGAAUAUUGAGUCUUCCAUCUUCGAAAAGAGAUUGUGCAUUUAAAAGGAGAUGGAGACCACACCCUUGUAUCAUCCUUCACGUGCUUGUUGUGUGUAAAACUAAUGGAGCGGCUUUAGAGAUUGAAACUUGUAUGUAAUCAUGUAUUGCAAAAUCUCUCCCAAUUAUGCAUCCUCUGUUAGCUACAAGAAUGAGCGUGAGUGCUGCAUGAAGGUCACAAUAUGUACGUCACGCUUACAGACAGUGCAAGCAAUCCACGCAUAUCAUUGUGUCCAGUAGAGAGGGAAAGCAAGGUGGACAGACAAAGCCACGUCAGAGUGACAAAUGUUUGUCAAGAAAGAACAGUAUGCAGCAUAGCAUUAUAUCACAGCAUGGUAUCAUGUCAUAGAGUAGCGUUAUGUCACAGCAUGUCAGUACGUCACAGUGUAGCAUUAUGUCACGGAAUAGUGUUACAUCAUAGCAUAGCAUUAUGACACAGCGUAACAUUACAUCACAGCAUGGCGUCGCAGCGGUGUUGUGUUGCGGCGUAGCAUUACGAUGCAUUGUAGCAUUAUGUCGCAGUACGGCUGUAAGUCAUCAUGCCAUGUUAUACCACAGAGUAACCUUAAAACGUCAGUCUGGUAUGUGAAAAGAGGGGAGCCGUGUAAAUUGUGCUACGUUACCACUCAAGAAAUUCUGUAUGAUGCCGCGAAUGUGAGAGCAAAUAUUGUAAAUUACUAAAUCUCAUUGGUGUACAGUGAAGUGCUGUAAAGUUGAACUAAUAGCUAUAACAUGGGAGAUUUCUGACGCUGUCUGCCGUACAUUUAAAAGCGAGUAUCUCACUCGUGCGACCUGGUAUCAGCAAAAGCGCUUCGACAAUUGUUACGUUGUUGAAUUGCCGUGAACUGCUUAAGGAAAUUGUCGCUGCUUUAGUCUGGUAAAUCUAUUAUCGACUUGUUGGUUGUUUUUUAUCGUCUCUCCUACAUGUAUAUUGGCUUUCGACUGCUGGGGAAAUCGGGGAUGCACUAGUGUUUUAUAGAUUGGCUUUAUGUUAUUAUGGCUCCGUUAUAAUUAUAUGCAAUUGCAUUUUGUUUGGGGGGGGCACGUGUUGAUUUUCGGGCCGGUUUUUCAGAAUGCAUUCCAAUUUGUGUCGUCAGAAGUAAGUCUGCACAGUCGCUAGUUUUCAGCGUACCCUAUGUACGAGCUACACACAAGUGCGGCGAGCAGGUGAAAUACCACAAACCAUGUCUUUAGCACAGCUAUAUAGUUGACGCGACCAGUGUAUGGGAGCUGUGUCAUUAUUGUGCGGUGGUGCUGACAAUGAGGUUUGUGUGGUGGGGUGUAUAAUGUUCAAUUUGCUACGCGCGAGUUGGCAUUAAGUAAAAUUUAAGAAAUUUAAUUAAUUAAUGAAAAAUUUCAAAAAAUAAACUGGAUUCCAAAUCUAAACGUUCGUCGAUCGGAUUCAUCGUUGUGUUAUUGAUAGGUUCUCUUGCUUACUAUAAUGUUACCCAAGAUGUGCAUGAAUGAGGUUUCAAUUCUUACCAUUUCAACAUUCUCUCGUAAUGGCUGCAUUUUCUGCGACAUUUUUCCCAUUCUAAAACCGAUAUCAAUACUCUUAGAUCCAAAAAGUAUCAGAGAAAAUAUUUUUGCCAUACAUCCUCAAAAAUUAUAGAUCCGAUGUGUACCUUUUCUACGAGUUUCUGAUAAUGCCGGAAUAAAAUCUAGGUGUAUUCUGUAAUAUAAUAAGACAA
Priapulus caudatus is the source of this 3435-nucleotide messenger RNA. Its product is annotated as WD repeat-containing protein 5. The coding region runs from base 104 to 1120 and encodes 338 amino acids. Gene Ontology annotation, molecular function: histone binding. Gene Ontology annotation, cellular component: Set1C/COMPASS complex. Lineage: Eukaryota; Metazoa; Priapulida; Priapulimorpha; Priapulimorphida; Priapulidae. The transcript is spliced from 13 exons. The record is from RefSeq and is a predicted model, not a curated record.